UAUCUGUUGGCGGCAGAUUCAACACAAUUCCUAAUCUAAGAUGGGUGUAGAAAGAGAUUUGGAUUUGUUAGAAAAUAAAAAUUCAAAUGUUUUGACUGGUAUGAAUUUUGAAAUCAGGAUGGAUGACGAACCUAAUUUUAGUGAUCCUGAAGAUUUUGUUGAUGAUAUUACUGAUGAAGAACUUCUUGAUGAUUUAUUGAAAAAUGAGCCUGAAGAAACAGAUGGAGUAGAAUCUGUCAUUAUUGUUGACGGUAUCCCUAAAGUUGGGCCAGAGAGAUUUGAAAAACUGAAAAAUGUCAUUCAUAAACUUUAUUCAAAUUUUGGUAAAAUUGCAACUGUUGAUUAUCCCUUGGAUGAAAAUGGGGUGACAAAAGGAUAUGUGUUCCUUGAAUUUUCAUCUCCAGAAAUCGCUAAUGAAGCUGUCAAAGCAACAAAUGGAUACAAACUUGAUAAACAUCAUAUAUUUCAUGUUAAUCUUUUCACAGAUUUUAAGAAGUAUGAAAAUAUUCCAGAUGAAUGGAGGCCACCUUCACCACAGCCUUAUGUUGAACAUGGAAAUCUCAAGUAUUGGUUGCAAGAGCCUGAUGCAUAUGAUCAGUAUAGUGUAAUAUAUGAAAGUGGGGGAAAGACUGCUAUUUACUUGAAUACAAAUCCAGAACCUACUCUUUUACAGGAAAGAGAAGCAUGGACUGAAACAUAUGUACAGUGGUCUCCUCUUGGUACGUAUUUAGCAACCUUUCACCCUAGAGGAAUAGCCUUGUGGGUAGGAGAAAAAUUUACUCAAUUUAUGAGGUUCAGUCAUAACAAAGUCCAGUGUAUUAGCUUUUCUCCUUGUGAAAAGUAUUUAGUAACAUUUAGUAAUAUCCCUGAGUCAAAAGAUGAUCCUAAUUGUAUUAUGAUUUGGGAAAUUGCGACUGGAAUCAAAAAAAGAAGUUUUCACCUUGAGCCACAUCUCCCUUUAACAUGGCCCAUGAUCAAAUGGAGCCAUGAUGAUAAGUAUUUUGCUAAACUUGGUAAAGAUAUGCUUAGUGUGUAUGAAACUCCUUCUUUUGGUUUAAUGGAAAAGAAAAGUAUCAAAAUUCCUGGAAUAAAGAAUUUUUCUUGGUCUCCUACAGACAAUAUUGUAGCCUAUUGGGUCGUUGGAGAAAAAGAUGUCCCUGCUCGUGUAAUUCUGCUUGAAAUUCCAAGUCGAAAAGAACUCAGGUCAAAAAAUCUUUUUAAUGUAGCAGACUGUAAUAUGCAGUGGCCAAAAUCAGGGGACUACUUAUGUGUCAAGGUUGUUAGAUAUACCAAAGCCAAAAAGGAGAAAAAUGAGAUCAAGUAUGGUAAAAUGUAUGUCAAUUUUGAAGUAUUUUACAUGCGAGAAAAACAAAUUCCUGUGGAUAGUAUAGAAAUCAAAGAAAAUAUAAUCGCUUUCUCAUGGGAGCCAGUUGGAAACAAGUUUGCUGUUAUACAUGGAGAUGGGGCAUUCAUAACUGUCAGUUUUUAUGGAAUAAAAUCAGGAGGAACAAUGACACUGUUGAAAAAGUUUGAAAAAAAGCAGUGUAAUCGUCUGUUUUGGUCUCCAUUUGGACAGUACAUUGUUCUUGCAGAAUUAAAGACAUCAAUGAGUGGCAGUUUGGAAUUUAUAGACACUUCUGAUUUUACAUCCAUGGCUUUUAUUAAAGAUAUAUUGGCUUCUGAUGUUGAAUGGGAUCCAACGGGUAGAUAUGUUGUGUCUGCCACUAGCCAGUGGACAUAUAAGCUUGAUAAUGCAUUUUGGUUAUGGACAUUUUGUGGGAGACUUUUUCGGAAGAAAGAUGUAGAAGGAUUUUGUCAAUUGUUAUGGCGGCCUCGACCUCCAACUUUAUUAUCAGAAGAAAAAGUUAAGGAAAUAAAGAAGAACUUGAAAAAAUUUAGUGCUCAUUUUGACCUAAAAGAUCAAAUGUCAUUAUCUAAAGCAUCAAAAGAGAUUAUUGAUAAAAGGCUAAAGUUAAUAAAAGAAUUUGGAAACAUGAGGAAGAGAAUGAUAGAUGAAUUUAACAGUAAUAAGAUAAUACGUUUAGAAUUACGAAAUGGCAUUGAUACAGAUGAACUUGAUUCGGAAGUUGGAAAUUUAGAAGAGGAAGUGGUUGAAUUUCUAAUAAAAGAAGAUAUUGUGGUUCUAGAAGAAUGAUUGCAUAUGAACAAAAUUUUAGGCUCAUGAUUAACAUUUUUAAAUUUUGAAUAUGAGAUGAUGGUUUUGCAUUGAUUUUAUUUGUUUAAUUUUGUAGCAAGCUUGUAGCACCUGACUUUGAACGUUGAGUCUAUAAUAAAUAAUGAUUUCUAUAAUGUCUGA
Messenger RNA from Stegodyphus dumicola, 2317 nucleotides. Its product is annotated as eukaryotic translation initiation factor 3 subunit B-like. NCBI's taxonomy places the organism in Eukaryota, Metazoa, Arthropoda, Arachnida, Araneae, Eresidae. The record is from RefSeq and is a predicted model, not a curated record.